AUGCUCGAGGUCGAGGCUUCUUCGGCCUUGGGCCUGGGUUGGCUUUGCGAGCCGUCUGAUGCACGAUCUGACAACUCGAAAGUGCGCAGCACAAUACUGUGCAUCUCACUGCAUAGCACCAACCCGAAUUCUGGUGCUGCGAUAUGUUAUACUACUUCAAUGACCAUUCCCCUUUACGGAGUAUUUUUCUCUGGCAGUAUUACCAGUCCAUGUUUCUCCUUGGAGAGAUUAAGCCAAAAAAAAGAAAAAGAAAUGACGCCUAUAGUUCUUGCUCUACUGCUUCUCGUUAUGCCUUACACCACCGUGAUUCCUGCACCUGUUUUCUACUAUAAGGUAUGCUCGAACACAACUGAUUACAAGGUCGGUAGCCAAUUCCAAUCCAACCUCAACCGCAUCCUCUACCGAGCACUCUACGUCGAUGGCGACUAUUCCAUCUUCUCCUACAAACCUGAAGGGGAAGCACCGGACAAAGUCUACGGACUUUUCCUCUGCAGAGGAGACGUUACAUCCGCCAACUGCCAAAACUGCAUCGAGGUCGCAAGCGACGAGAUCGUACAAAAAUGUCCCUUUAAGAAAGAAGCAAUCAUUUGGUACGACCAUUGUCUCAUUCGGUACUCGGACAGAUCAUUUUUCUCUACCGCAGAAAAAAGCCCUUAUUUAUGUUUUUAUAACACAGCAAAUGUGACCGAACCGGGUAAAUUUGCCGAGAUUUUGGAGAAAAUGUUUGCGAACCUGACCAGUUUUGCUACUUCUAUUCAUUCUAAGCGGAUGUACGCAACCAACGAAGCCAACGUUGGUAAUCUUACGAAGCUGUAUGGCAUGGUGCAGUGCACGAAUGAUUUGUCAACGGUGCUUUGUCGUAACUGCCUCGAUGCGAUAAUUGAGUAUCUAGUGCGUGUCUGCAGUGUCGGAAAACAAGGGGGGAGACUAAUCGCACCGAGCUGUAUCGUGCAGUAUGAGCUUUACCCGCUCUUGGAGGACCCUCCGGCCAGCGAGACUGAUGACGUUGGUGGGAGUAGUGAUACAACUAAAGCUGGACAACUAGAUUGGAAGAGACGCCUUCUCAUAAUUAAUGGGAUUGCUCGAGGCCUUUUGUAUCUACAUGAGGAUUCUCGACUAAGAAUAAUACAUAGGGAUCUUAAAGUUAGCAACAUUUUGUUAGAUCAAGAAAUGAAGCCCAAGAUAUCAGACUUCGGAAUGGCCAGGAUUUUUGGUGGAAAUCAAAGUGAAGCCGAAACAAGCAGGGUUGUUGGGACAUUUGGAUAUAUGGCUCCAGAGUAUGCUAUGGAAGGACUGUUUUCUGUUAAAUCCGAUGUUUUCAGUUUUGGAGUUCUCUUACUAGAGCUUAUUAGUGGAAAAAAGAACACCGGUUUUUACCUUGCUGAGCAUGGUCACAACCUCCUCACUUAUGCCUGGAACUUAUGGUGCAAAGGUGAAGGAAUAUUGGAGUUUAUGGACCCAUUACUCGUGGAGUCAUGUGUAGCAACAGAAGUUUUGAAGUGUAUCCAUAUAGGAUUGUUGUGCGUCCAAGAAGACCUCACAAAUAGACCGACAAUGUCAUCCGUAGUUAUCAUGCUUGGGAGCGACAGUGCAACGCUGCCUCAACCAGCACAGCCAGCAUUCUAUGUUGAGCGUUUGGAGUUCAAAUCAUGUCUAUCCUCACCACAUGAUGAUGUCGUCUCUGUGAAUGACGUAACUAUUUCAGAUGUAUCAUUGUGA
This is a messenger RNA of Rhododendron vialii, 1719 nucleotides long. RefSeq names its product G-type lectin S-receptor-like serine/threonine-protein kinase At4g27290. Gene Ontology annotation, molecular function: ATP binding; protein serine/threonine kinase activity. Lineage: Eukaryota; Viridiplantae; Streptophyta; Magnoliopsida; Ericales; Ericaceae. The coding region runs from base 1 to 1719 and encodes 572 amino acids. The transcript has 4 exons. The record is from RefSeq and is a predicted model, not a curated record. Gene Ontology annotation, biological process: protein phosphorylation.